GCAGUGCACUCGCACACAUUUGCACAGACUGGAGGCGCCGCUCUCCGUCACAUCACAUCCUGGGACCCGCGCGAGGCGAGCUGCUCGACCCGGGUGACCGCCCUCACCGAACACCACCACCGUUUCCUCUGCCUCGGGGGCGGGCGCAGCAGUCACCACAGGUGACCCUCAACGAUGUGUGACACGGUUGAACACCAUUCGCCUCUCCCUCUGGAGAUCUGAGUUGUCGCUCACUGAGGCAGCUGAGGGGCGUCUCUGAGGAAGAUGCUGGGUUCAGAGCGCGGUGUUGUCGAAGAGUGGCUCUCAGAAUUCAAGUCCUUACCAGAAACCCACCUCUCAAGCUAUGCCGGCAGCCUUCAUUUGAAGAAGCCCUUGGUACCAGCGCUCUACAGGGUCAUCCAGGAUCCCGACAAUGAGCUAUUGGAGCCCGUGUGCCACCAACUGUUCGAGCUGUACCGCAGCUCCGAGAACCGCCUGCGGCGUUUCACAAUGCAGUUUCUGCCCGAGCUGGUAUGGGUGUAUCUGCGAGUCACGGCCAGCAGAGAUCGUCAGAGCAAUGGCUGCAUUGAGGCCCUCCUCCUGGGCAUCUACAACCUGGAAAUUGUGGACAAAGAUGGCAACAGCAAGCUGCUUUCCUUUACGAUCCCCUCGGUAUCCAAACCAUCGAUUUAUCACGAGCCUUCUAGCCUGGGCUCCAUGGCCUUGACAGAGGGGGCUCUGUGUCAACACGACUUGAUCCGAGUGGUGUACAGCGGCCUCCACCCUCAGAGAGAGACCUUCACAGCUCAGAACAGGUUUGAAGUUCUGUGUUUCCUUAUGCUGUGCUACAACUCCGCUGUAGUCUAUAUGCCCCUCUCCUCCUAUCAGUCAAUCUGCAGAAUGAGCUCACGGUUGUGUGUCUGCGGUUUCCCACGGCAGCAGCAGAAACUCUGGAGGGAGCCUUGCAACCGCGUGCUCUUGGACCCUGAGUUCAUGGUGCAGAUGCUGACUGCUGUUUAUCAUGCCAUAUACAACGGAGAGUGGGAGAUGGGUCGGGAAGCUCUGGAGGAUGUUCUGUACAGAGCCCAGUUGGAGCUUUACUCCCAGCCUCUCCUGCUGGGCAACGCCAUGAAGAAUUCUCUGCCAGACAGCGCCCCGAACGAGCCGCAGGGGCGCAAGGUUCUGCAGGUGGAAGUGACCCCCACCGUUAGCCGCAUUUCCAUCUCGGCUAUCACCACCGCCUCGAUCCGACGCCACCGCUGGAAGAGAGAGGGCCACAAGAAGGACCUUUUAGAUUGUUUUGACUACUCGAGCGAUGCAGUGUUGAGCGUCACCGUCACUCGUCAAAGCCCCGCCCAACACCCAUCAGCCAAUGAGCAGAGAGACGGGGGCCCUCACAGCCACCAUCACCACAGCAGCAGCGUUAUUCCCCCCAUCACACUCGAGGAUGCAGACGGUAUGAGCGGUGGCGAGGAUUCCUUCAACGCGAACGACCCAGAUGAGGGCUUCUCCUCCGGGGCGUCCAACAGCAGCCAACCUUGCGGCACCAGGGCAGUCGGCGGCGGUCAGAGGGCCAGCAGCCUGAGCAGCAGCGGCGGCAGCAGCAUCAAGAAAGCCAUCACGGCCAGACUGUCCCGGGACAAGGAGCGAGACAGGCCCGAGGCGGCAAAACAGGCAGAUGCGUCAGUGGAGGUCAAACGCCAGCAUCAGAGGAACCAGUCGCCCCCGGCCAGCAUCCAACUCGACGCCAUCCGGCUGAGUCCCAUCAAGAAGCACUUGAGCUUCCCCACCGGGCCCCCGCUGGUACGGACUGGCAGCGCCUCCUCCAGCAAGUCUUUUGACUGCAUGGCCUUCAACCUGAACGGCGGCAGACUGGAACAGGAGGGCGGCGAAGGCUCGGACGAGGACGGCGGGCGUCCCGCCGGCGGCUCCCACCGCCACUCCACCGUCAGCUUGCAGGAGGGCCACCUGAUCAGACCGGAAGACCCUCUCCUGUCCCCCGGGGCUCCCCUCACCAAGCAGUCCCGCUCCCCCAGCUUCAACAUGCAGAUCAUAUCACAGGUUUAGCAUGGAGCGUGGAUAUAAAAAACAUCUACACAGUCCUGUUCAAUUGCUGGUUUUUGCGAUAUAAAAAAAACGAGAGCAAAAUAAGUCAUUUCAAAACUGAAACAACUCAAUUGAAAACAAAAAUUACAUCUUUAAGAGGUAAGUAAAAAUAAACAACUGCGAUAAUGUGGAUGCACAAAUGUAGAAGUGGUGGACACCCUCUUAUAGCUGGGGACUCCCUCUAAUUAACCCCAUAUAACGUUCAGCUGUUUAGUAGGCUGUUCCUGACAUUUUCUGGCUUUCUAGCAGAAGCCAGAAGUUUUUUUUUUUUUUUGAUAACACAGACUGAUAUUUGGAACUGUUCAUAAGUUCCAGCUGAAGAUAAACAGUUCCAAAGCAUUACACUGCCCCCACCUGACUUCACUGUAGGUGUAUUGUGUUCUUUUGAUGAUUGUUGUGUUUGCGCCAAACACCUUUUAGAAUUAUGGCCAAAAAAUUUUUUUAUAUAUAUCACAAAAAGUUGCCAUUCGAACGGGGGUGUGUAGACUUUUUAUAUCCACUGUUUGUGUGUGGAUGUGUCUACAUCUUCAAUUCUGGGAAAAGGUAAUUCCAGAUUCCUUAAACAGGAAACAUGUCGGCCGGAUUCCAGGCAAGGUGUGGAGUGGUUAAAUUACAUUUCACCUUUCGUUUGCGUCAACAUUCAGUCAGCAAUAACGCUCACGCGGAGAGGCGCCGUUGCUCUUUGACCUCUUCAUCCCCUAACCCGUCAUUCCCGGGCUCACGUGCAAUCGCUCUCGCUCGAUAAAUCUUCCUCCUUAAUUGCUGUUUUUAAAAAAAAUAUAUAUAUAUUUUUUUUAGAUCAGGAAUAUAAUAAUAUUGGUUUAAGGAGAUUUAAGUUUUUUUUUUAAGGUGACAAGCCAAAGAAAGAAGGUAGGAUGUUUGUAAGUCAACUUGUUUAUUUUUUAUGUUCAUAGUUCAAACUGUGCUGUCAAACCAAACUGGGAAGAGGCCCAAUUUGUUAACUGGACUUGAGCAAAUCACUACUGAGGUCAGUCAUUAUUAGUAAAUCUGAAGAAAAAAAAAAAUAAAUAUAUAUAUAUAUAUAUAUAUAUAUAUACAUAUAUAUAUGGAGGUAUGUGUGUGUGUGUGUGUGUGUGUGUGUGUGUAAAGCAUUAUAGACAGGUUUAUGCAGUUUAAACAAAUCACUGAGUGGGCCCUCAGCAUCAGCUCUUCAUGCUGGCCUUUGUCUGCCCUCUAGUGGCGAGUGGCUUUCAUAGCAUUCAUUUUUUUGCUCUACCUCAUCGUGUUGGUUCACCUGUCUACUGGUCAAAGAGCCGAUUGGCUUGGAACACUGGGCGCUUAAGAGAGUUCCUGCCAUCUAUUCGGGGUCAUUAGAAACAAUUAGAUCCUUUAUUUGCUCCUUUAAAACACAUUCACUGCCAUUGACGGCUUUAGAAGUCAAAUGUCCUUAAGAUGUCUUAUUUUUUUUCAUAAUCGUUUUCUUUUGUAAGUGCAAUUGUUUGACUGGGCUCAUCAUGCAUGGAGUUGCCUGCAUUCUGUCUGCUCGCCUUACGUCGACCUCCCCUCAACGAGGCCUGCAAGCUCGCCAACCCCCAAGUGUCACCCCCUUCACCCCAUCCUAUUUUUUCACCAUACGUGCCAACACACAUCCUGUCCUUAAAUAACUUAUUUGCUCGCCUGUCUUAAGUUGAACACCGUUCUGAUUUUAUUGUUAUUUUGUCAUAGUUGAAGGGCAAAGUUGCAGCGUCACAUUUUCUCCACCACUAGUGUACAUAACACUUUGAUGACCUUGAGGUCAUACUGUGUGUUUGAAAGGAGGUCACAUGGGGAUUGUACAUACGCGUUGGCUGUAAAUGACCCGGGAUGACUUACGUGAACCGGAUGGAUCGGUCUCGAUUAUCUCUCAGUGUCCGCUCUCGUAAAAUAUGCAUGUUGGCAUUUCAGGAAAUUAACAACUACCAUCACUUCCACCGAUGAUGCCCAAGUCAUAGUACAGUGGAACCUUCAAAGUCCAACUCGAUCUGUUCCGAGACGCUGUUUGACUUCUAACUUCUCAUUUUAAAGCUCAUCUAAGGAGAGAAAUAAUGGAAAUUAAACUCUGGCUGUCAUAAAACCUUCAUAAACUGGACAGAUAAUUUUUUUAAAAGGAGAUAUUUUGCCCGUUUUUAGGGGGCAGCAAGUGUGAGAUUAUAUACGCCGCCCCCUAUAUACUGCUGGACCAAUGGCGAAUCAGCCUUUCGAUACCAUGACAACUAUAGCGAUUUCUACUUGCAAGAGCAUUUUUACUCGUGGAGGUAGCAGUUUAUGCAAUAGACUUUGUGUAUGUGGCGUAUAGACACAUCAAGCGUCGCGUAUCCGAAGUCAACACUGUUAGAUAACGCUAAUCUGCGCAGCCAGCAAAGUUUUGGCUUUGUGUUUUUGACAGUGGAGUUGCUUGAAAAUGGCUCCGGAUCUUGUUCUUCACUUGAUGAGUGGGCAGGCACUAUAGAGACAACUAUUUGUUUACAAACCGUUAAAAGUCCAUUUUCCACGAUGGAUCCCUUUUAAGUGACAGUUUAAAGGUUUGAACGGUCAUACAAAUGCGAAUUGAAGGGAACCACCACAUAGUAAAACGAAAAUAAAGUACUACUGACAGACACUCCAUGGAGGGAGAAUUUUGGACGGGAAUACUGUCCCCUAGGAAAUUUUAUAGGUAUUGAUGGUUUGUUGCCUUUUUGACAUUUUUCCAACUUUAACACCUUGGACAAGUUUUUAUUUUUUUAUUUUAUUUUAUUAUUUUUUUUUUUCUUUGGGUGGGACAACUUCAGAGGUUCCAAAACAAAUUUUCCCAUGGAAAAUACGGGAAGUGGUCAUCCUGCGGUCAUUCUAAAACCUUCAUUAACCGCACAGCCGGCGAUAUUUGAACAUUUUAACAUUCUCAACUGUCAUACAAAGACCACAGUAUCGUUAAACUAAAAUAAAGUAAAACGACUCAACCUUUGACGGUACCCGACGUGUACGACUUUGGAGGUUCCACCGUAGGUUUCAUUUUUGCCCGGUCCGAAUGAUUUCGAAGUUCAUUUCGAGCUUUGCAUGUGUGACAAACCUUUAGUUUUCAAUCAUUGUGAUGCACUUUAAUCCAUCCACCUUUCAAGAACAUUAUUAAAAAUGAUGAUUCUUUAUAUAAAAUAUAUUUGUAUGUGUAUACACUCAGUGCAGGGUUUUUAGUCUCUAUUUUUCUGUGAUGUCACAUCCCCAACGCAGUACUGUUUGCCUUCUAUCGCAACAGUUGAAGCUAUUUAUUGAUUCUUUUUCUUUUGAUGCCAAAAGGUUGAUAAAGUCCCAGAGGGUCUCAGGAGUUUAUUUUAACAAAAAAACAAACACACACAAAAAGACAAAUUUGAAGACUUGGCAGCAACAAAUCUUCUGUUCUCGUCGCCUGAAUGGAAUUCUAUGCAACAUGUGUCCCCUCACCUGCUCCUCAUGCUGGAUUUCAUGAAUCCAAAUGCGGCGAACGCUCUCCGCCUCCGACGCAUGUGCGACCAUCCUCAGCAUUUGUCACGUGAACGCCUCCUCAAAGAGCGAGGGCAGGGAAGAGGUCCCACUUGGACGGAAAAGAUGCAAAGUGUGAGGAAGACCUGUACUCUUGACGCUCUAUUUACAUGGAGAGAGACUUAUUUUCAAUCGUUUAAAUACAAACGUGUACAAAAUGGAGAGAAAGUCUGUAGAGGGAAAGAAAUUGAGCUGUAUAUUGUUGAAUAAAUAUUGUGAUGUAAGA
Messenger RNA from Phycodurus eques (leafy seadragon), 5803 nucleotides. Its product is annotated as hyccin 2-like. The coding region runs from base 265 to 2046 and encodes 593 amino acids. Lineage: Eukaryota; Metazoa; Chordata; Actinopteri; Syngnathiformes; Syngnathidae. Gene Ontology annotation, biological process: phosphatidylinositol phosphate biosynthetic process; protein localization to plasma membrane. Gene Ontology annotation, cellular component: plasma membrane. The record is from RefSeq and is a predicted model, not a curated record. The transcript has 14 exons.